Molecule: messenger RNA, 1809 nt
Organism: Cordyceps militaris CM01
Lineage: Eukaryota; Fungi; Ascomycota; Sordariomycetes; Hypocreales; Cordycipitaceae
Exons: 2
Coding region: 1-1809 (602 amino acids)
Source: RefSeq, a predicted model, not a curated record
AUGUUUAAACACUUUCGUCGUGGUCGGGGCCGUCUCAGCCUCCCCCUCGACGAACCCGCCCUCGCGCCGCCAUCGUCGCGCAAGCAAAAGAAGCGCUUCCGCAACGUCAAGCGCCUAUCCGUCUUUGUCGUCGCCGUAACCAUCAUGGCCACCGGCUUCAUGGCCACCAAGAGCUCCUCCUUGGGCGGCUUGCGCCAGUCCUCCUGGGACGGCACCGUCACGCAAGCCCAGCUCCAGAACCUCUCCCUCCCUUCCGCAUCCCGCAACGCCGCCGGCGCCCGCCGCUUCCGCGUCUUCAUGCCCGCCGACGCGCCCCAUCUCAGCCUCUGCAAGUCCGUCAUGUCCUCGGUCGCGCUCGGCUACCCGCUCCCCGUCCUGCUGAACUGGAAGGGCGAGUUCAACCGGCCCGAGUGGCACCUCGCCGGCAGCCACAUCGCCAAGCUCGAGAGCCUGCACGCUGCCAUCGAGGCCUUGCUCGCCGACCCCCGAGGCGUCGCCCACGACGACGACCUCGCCGUCCUCGUCGACGCCUACGACGUCUGGUUCCAGCUGCCCCCGUCCGUCCUUAUCCGCCGUUACCAUCAGCUCAAUAGGGAGGCCGACCAGCGCGUGCGCAAGGAGUGGGAGGCGACCUGGGGCGAGCACACAAAUUUCCCUAUACCGCCGCCUAAGCACAACAUCCUCGUCACGGCCGCCAAGGACUGCCACCCAGGACCGCAAUCCGGCUCGGACCCGCACUACGAGCACUGGCCCAAGUCGCCCAUGCCGGAAUUUAUGUACGGUCCCGGCACCGAUCGGAUAGCCGGGCCGCUACUGGACGCGGCGCGGAAAUACAAAAAGGUCCGGCCGCGGUGCGUCAACAGCGGCAUGAUCAUGGGCACCAUGGGCGCGCUCCGCGCCGCCCUCUCGCGCGGUAAGGAGAAGAUUGCUGAGGCGGAGCGCACCGGCCGGCAGCUCUGGAGCGACCAGGCCCUGUUUGGCGAUGUCAUGGGCGAUCAGGAGCUGUGGCGGGAGUGGAUGCGGCAUCUCGGGUCGACGUGGGACGGCGCCGUCGCCGAGAGCGCGCCAUCUAGCCUGCACCGCGACGUCCGGCCCAUCGUCCGCGCCGCGCUGCAGGGCAAGAACUUUGAGUUUGGCAUCGGCCUCGACUACGGCUUCGCCACCAUCCCGCCGACGUGCUCCGCUGAGGAGGACGGCUACUUUGUGCGCCUUAACGACCACGAGCAGGUCGAGGCCGAGUCGGAAAAGGCCGGCGUCGUCGACGGCGUGCGCGUGCGCGGCGUGCCCUCGGAGCUGGCCGCCCCGAACAGCAAUGCGGCCUCGUCAUCACCCAGCAGCGCUGCCCGCGACGACGACGACGCCGCCACGUACCGUGAUCCGCUCCGCGAUAUUGCCUGGGGCGACGUCCCGCUCUAUACCGACUUCUUCUUCGGCACCACGCCCGUCGGCAUCCACCACAACGCCUACGUCGACAACCUCAAGGCCUGGCGCGUCGAGCACUGGUGGGAGCGCAUGUGGUUCUAUCCCCAGCUGCGCCGCCUCGUCUCGUCGCACCUCAUCCUCCCGCAGACGGGCUCGGGCGUCCGUCCGCUCGUCCGCAUGCCGGCCCUGGCCGCGGAUGGCACAGAGGUUGUCUACAUGCCGCCUGCAUCGGAGACGCACGAAAAGGUCGUCACCGUGUUCGAGCCGGCGGCGGACGGCGGGGAGGCCACGUUUUCCCCCAUCUCAUGGGAUGGUAUCUGCCAAAAGGGCAAGAAGCCGUGGUUCGAGGAGCUCUUUGGCGACAAGAUUGGUCCCUUGGCUCUGUAA